UAAAUCACCGCCGAUUUCAACCUAUAAAUAACCGCCAUCCUUUCCCCACUUUAAAAUCAAACAUUCCCAACUUCCAAAAUUUCAAUCCAGCAGAUUUCCACGUUUAGUUUCUCAACUAAAUUCGACUCUGUAUAAGCUCGAUCCUUUAAUUUGGUAGAAAAUAUUAAUGGCGGAUCAGUACAAGCACGAUGAGCCGUCCGCCCCUAAGGCUGGCGAUCGCGGGUUGUUCGAUUUCGUGGGGAAGAAAGAGGAGGGCGAGGCGGUCGCCGGAGAAUUUGAUCAGAAAGUUAAGGUUUCGGAGGAAGAUUCGAAGAAGCAUCAAACCCUUGGAGAGAAGCUUCAGCGAUCAAACAGCUCCUCCAGUAGCUCUUCGGGUGAGGAAGAAAUAGGGGAAGAUGGAGAAAAGAAGAAGAAAAAGAAGGAUAAAAAUAAGUGUGAUGACAACAAAGCAGCUCAAGAGGGUGAAGAGAAGAAAGGGUUGCUAGAUAAGCUCAAGGAGAAGCUUCCCGGCGGGAAGAAAGUGGAGGAGGUGGCUACACCACCGCCGACUCCGGCGGCCACGGCCGAGUGUGCCACCACUCCAGCGGCGGAGGAAAAGGAGAAUAAAGGGUUCUUGGAUAAGAUCAAGGACAAAAUCCCAGGCUACUCCAAGACUGAUGAUGAAAAGGAGAAGGAGAAGGAGAAGGAAAAGGAAGCUGUUUGCAACUAAAUAAUUAAAAUAAUAAAUAUUAAUAGUGUUUUGUAUAUGUUGUUCAUGUUUAAUUUGCGAUUGUGAUUAUUAUUUUGUGAUGUUGUUUGGUUUGUUAAUGGUGUCAGGUAUAUUAUGAAAACUGGUAUUGUUUGGUUUGUUAA
Molecule: messenger RNA, 852 nt
Organism: Salvia splendens (bonfire salvia)
Lineage: Eukaryota; Viridiplantae; Streptophyta; Magnoliopsida; Lamiales; Lamiaceae
Product: dehydrin ERD14
Exons: 2
Coding region: 167-709 (180 amino acids)
Biological process (GO): response to abscisic acid; response to water deprivation; cold acclimation
Cellular component (GO): cytosol; membrane
Source: RefSeq, a predicted model, not a curated record